Molecule: messenger RNA, 1335 nt
Organism: Symbiodinium natans
Lineage: Eukaryota; Dinophyceae; Suessiales; Symbiodiniaceae
Source: the annotation of a GenBank genome assembly
AUGCCGCGCGAUGGCAGGGCAGCCCCUAAGGCUAAGGCGAAGCUGCCGAAGCUGCAGCCGAACGUUAACAGGCGGGCGCAGCAGAUCAUCACUGCGCACAUGCAGCUCGAGGAGCAAGGGGAUGUGGGAACUGUGUCCACAACCAGUGUGCCCAUACUCUCCAAGUUGGAGCGAACUGCUCCAAGAACCGCACGCUCUCAUGAUGUCUCCCACCUUUGUGACCAGCCGAUGCACCUUACGCCGAGCAUCCCAAUGUCGCUCAUCGAGGAGAAGGACCAUGUAUACGAAAGCAGCUUCCUUCCGGUGGACGCUUCCAGCGCUUACCGUGAAGAGGAUGGCCUCUGGCACACCAAGGUCUUCCCUUCCGACAACCCUUCGAGCCGUACCGAUGCGGUGAUGCUGGACAACUGGAUCAGCAGAUCACUUGAGGAAGUGGAGGACAACCUUGUAGCCGCACACCGCAGCCGGGAUGACUUCGCGGACACGGUACAAGAGCUCGUGCCCAUCCUCUCGGUGGCAUUGCACGAGAUCGUUCGACAGGUGAUGCACCACUGUCCCGAACGAGGUGCUGCUCUGCAAAAGAUCUGGCGGACCUACGUGGAGCUCUUCGAGCGUGUGCUGGAGCAGAUGCGACAGUCCUUGAAAGUUCACAAGGAGCGCACCGGCGAGAUUCAGCACCAGCUCAAAGAAGCCAACCAGGAAGUGAAGGAUCUCAAGCGAGAUCACCCGGAGCAAAUGCACACGAUCAUCUCAGAGCUGGAGGCCAAGUUCAUGCAACGCCAGCGCAACUACGAGCAGGACUUGCAGGAGGCGGAGGAGGAGAACCUCUCAGCCAAGACUGCCAUUCGUACCCAGCACCGUGAGCUGGAGAACUGGUAUCCAGGUUUCGCUCACUACCAGGACUCGUUUGUGAAGAACCUGCUGCCUCAGACGGAGCAUGAUGGUUCGACCGCGAAGGCCAUGUUCAAGGAUUCGGCCGCAGAAGAUGCGGUUCCUGAAGUGGCAAUGGCAGAGGACUUCAAGCGGCUCCUGGCGGCUUUGCCACCGGACAAGCGCAAGAUCAUAGGCAAGGACUUGAUGGGCUUGAUCGACGGCGAGGAAGUGCAGCGCAUGCAGCAAGACGACGUUCCGCUCAGCUUGGAGGACCAGCAACAGGAGAUCGAGGAGAUCGAGCGCCUGCAGGGCGAGCUGCAAAAGCAAGAGGAACACAUCAAGAAGCUGAAGCUGGAGAUUGCUCAGAUCGAGACGGCGAAUCUUCCCAAUGACCUGGACCAUCCCGUGAACGACGAGGAGAUCGGAUGCUGUAAGUCCCAUGCCUACGGUGACUGUUUUUAA